This is a messenger RNA of Cydia fagiglandana, 1060 nucleotides long. Its product is annotated as acyl-CoA Delta(11) desaturase-like. Gene Ontology annotation, cellular component: endoplasmic reticulum membrane. The coding region runs from base 17 to 1060 and encodes 347 amino acids. Lineage: Eukaryota; Metazoa; Arthropoda; Insecta; Lepidoptera; Tortricidae. The record is from RefSeq and is a predicted model, not a curated record. Gene Ontology annotation, molecular function: iron ion binding; stearoyl-CoA 9-desaturase activity. Gene Ontology annotation, biological process: unsaturated fatty acid biosynthetic process. The transcript is spliced from 3 exons.
ACAAAGACAAGACAUCAUGGUUGAUGGCCCAAAUGUAGCUGGCGUGACUAAAAAUAGAGAUGAAAAGGCAUCAGCGCAGCAAGAUGUACCAAUCCAAAAGCCAAGGGAUUAUGAAAUACUGUACCGAUAUGUACUGUCAUUCAGCUACCUUCAUAUAGCUGCCCUAUACGGCCUAUAUUUAUGUUUUACUUCAGCGAAAUGGUGUACAAUUUUUCUGGCUAUAAUUCUGUGUAUUGCUGGAUUGAUCGGCAUUACGGCUGGCGCCCACAGGCUCUGGUCCCACAAAACUUAUAAGGCCAACCGAGCUUUAGAAAUCCUCCUCAUCAUAAUGAACUCUGUGGCAUUCCAAAACUCAGCCGUGCAGUGGAUCAGGGACCACAGACUCCAUCACAAGUACAGUGACACAGAUGCUGACCCUCAUAACGCGGAGAGAGGUUUCUUCUUCUCACACAUUGGUUGGCUAAUGGUGAAGAAGCAUCCAGAGGUUUUGUCGAAGGGGAAGACUAUCGACAUGUCCGACGUUUACAACAAUCCGGUGCUUAUGUUCCAAAAGAAGUAUGCUCUACCUAUUUUUGGUAGCGUAUGCUUCGGGCUGCCUACACUGAUUCCGAUGUACUUCUGGGGAGAAUCACUAAACAACGCCUGGCAUCUUACAAUUCUUCGCUACACAGUCUGCCUUAACAUCACAUUUUUGGUCAACAGUGCUGCACAUUUCUACGGACAAAAACCCUAUGACAACAAAAUAUUACCGUGCCAGAAUAUACUUGUGUCGAUAUUAGCCGUUGGGGAGGGUUUUCAUAAUUACCACCACGUUUUUCCCUGGGAUUACCGCACUGCAGAAUUAGGCAAUAAUGCUUUGAACUUGACAACGAAAUUUAUUGAUUUUUUCGCUUGGCUGGGCUGGGCGUCUGAGAUAAAGACCGUGUCAACUAAAGCCAUAGACCUCAGAGCUAAAAGAACUGGCGAUGGUACCAAUUUGUGGGGGUGGGGCGAUGAACAUAUGACUCAAGAAGAAAUUAAAGCAGUCGAUAUUAUCUUUCCUAACAAGGAAGUGAAUUAA